Prunus avium (sweet cherry) is the source of this 1727-nucleotide messenger RNA. RefSeq names its product pentatricopeptide repeat-containing protein At5g66520. Gene Ontology annotation, molecular function: protein binding; RNA binding. Gene Ontology annotation, biological process: RNA modification. The record is from RefSeq and is a predicted model, not a curated record. Lineage: Eukaryota; Viridiplantae; Streptophyta; Magnoliopsida; Rosales; Rosaceae.
AAAAUUUGUAAAUUCAUUGAGGGGAAAUAACAAGAGCGAGCCAAGAAAGGAAGAGACAGAGAAGUUAAAAAAAAGUAUUAGAGAGUUUAAAAUACCGUUAAAAAGAGUGAGACCAAUUGAGUCAGUGACCAUAAACCUAUGCUACAGCCAGAGCAACAACAAUGGCAAGUAAGCCUGAGCUUCAGCCUGGGCUACAUGGCCCAGAAGUGCCUCUCCAUGAGACACCUCAAGCAAAUCCACGCCCGCUCAAUCGUCACAAACCUACACCACCACGCCAUCGUCUUCGCCAAGCUGUUCCGCUUCGCCGCUGUCUCACCCUCCGGUGACUUAAACUACGCUCACCGCCUGUUCUGUCAAAUGCCCCAACCAACCACCUUCUUGUACAAUACCCUCAUCCGGGGUUACUCUAAAAGCUCGUCGCCUUCGCAAUCGGUUCUUCUGUUUAACCAGAUGAGGCUAAACAGCCUCAGCCCAGAUGAGUUUACCUUCACAUUUUUGCUGAAAUCGCGGUCAAGAAUGAAAAUUGAUGUGCCUUCGAUAAUGGCGUCCGAUGAGAUUCACGGGGUCGUGUUAAAGUUUGGGUUUUGCUCACAUUUGUUUGUACAGAACGCAUUGAUUCAUAUAUACGGGGCGAGAGGGAUACCGCUUGCGGCAAGGCGAGUUUUCGAUGAGGCGGUGGCUCCAGAUGUCGUUUCGUGGUCGGGUUUGGUUAGUGCGCAUGUGAGAGCGGGGGAAUUGGACUUUGCACGGCAGGUGUUUGAUGAGAUGCCUGAGAGGGAUGUGGUUUCUUGGACCGCUAUGAUUUCUGCCUAUUCGCAAGCAAAGUAUUCGAGGGAAGCGCUUGAGUUGUUUUGGGAGAUGAAUCGGGCGGGAGUGAGACCCGACGAGGUCACCAUGGUGAGUGUGAUCUCAGCUUGCACGGAUUGGAAAGAUGUGCAAACGGGGAUAUGCAUCCACCAAUAUAUUGAUGAGAAUGGGUUUGCAUGGAUGGUUUCACUUUGCAAUGCGCUAAUUGACAUGUAUGCAAAGUGUGGAUGCAUGGAUCGAGCGUGGCAAGUAUUCAAUAAGAUGAACCAGACGAGCUUGGUCACUUGGAAUUCGAUGAUUUCAGCUUGUGCAAACCAUGGCAAUGCUGAUGAUGCAUUCGGUUUGUUCGAGAGUAUGAUUAGUGCCGGUUUUCCUCCAGACGGGGUCACGUUUCUAGCCCUUUUAGUUGCUUAUACACACAAGGGAUUGGUAGACGAAGGGCUCUGGCUAUUUGAUAGAAUGCAAAAAGACUACGGAAUCAAGGCACAAAUUGAGCAUUACGGGUGUGUGGUAGAUAUGUUAGGCAAGGCAGGGCGGUUGGAGGAAGCAUACAAUUUGAUUAGCAGUAUGCCAGUUCCAGGCAAUGAUGUCGUUUGGGGAACGCUCCUCACAGCGUGCAGAACUUAUGGUGAUGCUGAUAUGGGCGAGAGGGUUGUGAAGAGGCUGUUAGAGUUGAAGCCAGAUGAAGGUGGCUACUAUAUUCUCCUUCGUGAUAUUUAUGUUGCUGCUGGAAGGACUGCGGAAGCAAAUGCUAUGAGGCAAACCAUGAUGGUUAACGGUGCUAGUAAGACUCCCGGAUGCAGUUGGGUGGGAGCAUAAGGUUUAACAUCAAAUGCUCUGUCCGCCCUGGUCGUCCCGCAGUUAACCGAUCCUGUUUUUGAUGUUCUCCUCAGAAAUGAAUCCAAUCAGUCUUCCAAUUA